CUCCUCUCCUCUCAUUCUUCUUACUACUUGUCACCUCUCUUCAUAGACAUUUCCAGUUGUUUCUCCUUCUUUUGUAAUAUUCCUGUUUUGAUUGGCAGUGGUAGUUUAAACAAGUUUUGAUUGGCAGUGGUGACAUUUCCAGUCGUUUCUCCUUCUUUUGUAUUCCUGUUUUGAUUGGCAGUGGUAGUUUAAACAAGAGCUGAUUGAUCAGAAGCCAAUUGAUUUUUUCCCUUCUUGGUAUUUGUUAUCUCUUCGAACUAUAAAGUUCUGUUGGAUAAUGGAAAUUAGAGAUUUUUGGUUUGAAUCCAUUUGAAUUUUCAGGGAGACUUCUCAGUUAUGGUAUCAGAAAAGAGGUUCUUCGGUUCUGUUUUUUUCCUUCUUCUUUGUUUUUUUGGAGGAAGAAAAUUAGAGCUUGUUUGAUACAACCUAUUUGAAUUUUAUAGAGUUUUCAAGUUUGGUUUAAGAAACAAAAAGAAACAAAGAAAGCUCUUUCUGUUAUUUCCGUUUGGUUUUUUUUUUUUUUUUUGGGCUACCUACUAACAACAAUUUGAGCUACUGGGUAACAACCCAUUUGAUUUUGAGAAGAAUUUCAGGAUUGAUUUAAAAAAUUGUUUCUUUUGGUUGUUUCUGUUAGUCGGAUUAUCCAGAGAAAUAAAAAUUAGAGCAAAUUAGCCAUAGUUCAUUUGAAUUUUAGACAGUUGUUCAUGGUUUCAGACAAGGCGGCUGGAACUCAGAACAAGGCACUUCAAGGAAUGGAAAACGGUUCUAUUCUCGCCCAAAGAGAGGAUCAAAUGGAAUUGCCUCCAGGUUUCCGAUUUCAUCCCACUGACGAGGAGCUCAUCACUCACUACCUCUCAAAGAAGAUGGUUGACGGCAGCUUCAAUGCGAGAGCAAUAGGAGAAGUGGAUUUAAAUAAAUGCGAGCCUUGGGAUUUGCCAUGGAGAGCGAAAAUGGGAGAGAAGGAAUGGUAUUUCUUCUGUGUAAGGGAUAGGAAAUACCCAACUGGAUUGAGGACAAACAGAGCUACUGAAUCUGGGUAUUGGAAAGCCACAGGGAAAGAUAAGGAGAUUUACAGAGGAAAGACGCUUGUUGGCAUGAAGAAGACCCUUGUUUUCUACAAGGGUAGAGCUCCCAAAGGAGAGAAAACUAACUGGGUUAUGCAUGAAUACAGGUUAGAGGGGAAGUUCUCUCUCUAUAAUAUCCCAAAGACUGCUAAGAAUGAAUGGGUGAUCAGCAGGAUAUUUCAAAAGAGCUCCGGAGGGAAGAAAACCCAUCUUUCAGGGCUGAUGAGGAUGAGCUCUCUAGGAAAUGAUUUGGGUUCUUCGCUUUUGCCGCCACUGAUGGAUUCUCCCUACAGUGGCAGGACGAGAACCUCUGUAUCUGAUGCUGCUCACGUGUCCUGCUUCUCCAAAGCAAUGGAGGGACACAAAAGCCAGGAAGACAUGAUGGACAGCUUCAACUCCUCUCUUUUUCUAACUUCUUCAAACCCUCCUGAGAUCUCACCUUCUUCAUUCAUUUUCUCAAAGAUCACCCUCCCAACCGCUUUCUACCCCACUCAAGGAGUUCCAAAUCCAGGUAACCUGCAAUACCCAAGUUCUGGUUUGAUGCAAGACCAGGCCAUCUUGAGGGCUUUGCUCGGAAACCAUGGAUCCAGCAUGAAACAGAAUUGCAAAACAGAGAGGGAGAUGGUUAGCAUUUCACAAGAAACAGGGCUGACUACUGAUAUGAACACCGAGAUCUCUUCGGUUAUCUCAAAUCAUGAGAUGGGUAGAAGGUGUUUUGAAGAACAAGAAGACCCAUCAGCUACAGCAGGUCCUGUUGAUCUUGAUUGCCUUUGGAACUACUAACGAUGAAGAAAGGAAGGGAAAAAGAAAAAGAAAACAGUAAUAGCUUCAGUUGCAAUUAGUGUGUAUAAUUGGAUGGUUUGUGUAUAAAUUUUCAGAACUCAAAUAACAGUACCAGAAAAAAGAUGAAUGUUUUCAUGUAUUAGAAGAAAUUAAGGUCCUCUAUAUCUUUCCUUUCUUUU
This is a messenger RNA of Magnolia sinica, 2026 nucleotides long. Its product is annotated as NAC domain-containing protein 100-like. Bases 705 to 1847 code for a protein of 380 amino acids. The record is from RefSeq and is a predicted model, not a curated record. Gene Ontology annotation, molecular function: DNA binding. Lineage: Eukaryota; Viridiplantae; Streptophyta; Magnoliopsida; Magnoliales; Magnoliaceae. Gene Ontology annotation, biological process: regulation of DNA-templated transcription. The transcript is spliced from 3 exons.